AACUCUUGCGCAAAUUUUCGCGCUUUUAGCACCUGUAUGCGCGUGCCAUGCAUAUUUGCAUAAUUGCGCAAAUUCCGUGGAGCGUGGACGCGAAGAGCCAGGGGUUUUCCUUUAUCGCUUCCUGAGAAAAUAUUGCGCACAGGGAGUGUCGGUGUCGCGUCACAAAGAACAAGUCUGCUUGAGCCGGCCUUGCCGUAACAAGCCAACAAUCGUCGUAAGUUUAUAAUAUCGAGCGUUAAACAAUGAUACCUCGUCGCGUCUAUCGUCUUUUGAUCGCAAUUUAUUCCAUACAUGUAAUUGUGUCAACGCAAUGCGUCAAUUUGGUCUUGGAAAGCGCUGAAAUUGCGCAUGGAAAGCCGAUAAUCGCAUCGUCGACAUGUGAGGCUAACGAAAUGUAUUGUUUCACGAAAGAUGAUGCUGAUCUUGACUGUAAUGUAUGCGAUGGGAAUAAUCGCAUUGAAACCGUUACCUCUUCUCAAUCGAGCCCACAAUAUUGGCAGUCCGCAGUACUCUCCAAUAGGUCAGCGGAUGAGCGUGUGGACAUUACUAUUGACCUAAAACAGAAAUAUCGCAUUAAUCAAGUGUCAAUCAGUACAGCAUUCACCCCUCAGCCAUCUGUCUGGGUUAUCGAGGCAUCAAGAGAUGGAGGAAAACAAUACUCAAUCUUGACGUAUUUCGUCUCUCGUUCCGAGCAGUGCUCCAAUGUCUUCGGUUUCAAUCGUUCUGCCAUUGCUAAGGAUUUGUGCAUCGUUCAACAACCUGUUAAGAAUGGAUCAAGUGAAAAGGUUGACGUAUCGUAUGAUGGGAAUAAUGCCAUCGCAGACCACCUACGUUUGAGAUUGAUUCAAAUAUGGCAGUCGAAAAAUCAGCAAAGUUUAGAAGAACUUUCUAGAUUCUACACGUUGAAGAAAAUUUCUGUGCAAGGAAUAGAAAUGUCGAAAGAUCUCGACACCUCUGUAAGAACAAAGAGACAAUCACCGUGCUACUGUUCCCGUCAUGGAACGAUGCGUUAUUUAUGCAAUGUGGAUAGUCGAUACUGUCCAUGCAGAACAGAAUAUGCUGGAAAACGCUGCAAUAAAUGCGCUCGUGGUUACUUUAACUAUCCGGCCUGUUUACCAUGCGAGUGCUCCAGGCAAGGGUCAGAGGCCUCCUCGACCUGUAAACGUAAUGAUGGCCAAUGUCGUUGUAAACCUUUCAUCACCGGGAGAAGAUGUGAUCGAUGUUUAAGAGGGUAUCAUGGUUUUCCAUCCUGUCAAUGGUGUAGCUGCCAUCUGAGACACACGACUGAUAAAGGAUGCGAUCUUCACGGAAAGUGUUUGUGCAAGGAAAAUUACGAUGGACGAACUUGCGGCGAAUGCAAGCUGGGUUAUGUUGACUACCCUACAUGCAGAAAACUAGCGUGCACAUGCCCUUCAGCUGGAUCGCAGAGUAUCAAGUGCAACGCUGAUGGUCAAUGUGAUUGCAAGGAAGGUUAUAAAGGACCACAAUGUGAUAGUUGCAGAGCUGGUUACUAUGGUUAUCCUGAGUGCAGAGAAUGCACGUGUGAUAGUAAAGGUUCACUCUCUCCGAACUGUGACUCGGUCUCCGGGAGGUGCGCAUGUUAUCCGUACGUUGCCGGCCGACACUGCGAUCGUUGCGAGUCGGGAUACUUCGGAUUCCCACGGUGCCAGCAAUGUAUAUGUGAUCCCGACGGUAAGGCAAGAAACGAAAGACGUGGUAACAGCAUCUGCGCAUCAGGGAGAGAAAAGUUCCAAUGCCGAUGUAAAACGAACGUCGCAGGAGCAACCUGCGACAAGUGUAAAGAUCUCUACUACAAUUUCUCCCCGAGAAAUCCACAAGGCUGUCGAUCAUGUGGGUGCUUCAAGGGUGCUACGAUUGGUGGAUUAGAGUCAUGUGACGAGAAUUCGGGUCAGUGUGCAUGCAAGCCAUUCACGGAGGGAAGGAAUUGUUACGAAUGUAAACGAGGCUACCAUUCCCUUGAUUCUUCUGAUAUUUUUGGAUGCCAAGCGUGCAAAUGUAACCCAGGAGGUUCCUAUUACAGUAACUGCGAUAAACGGGAUGGAAAAUGUCAAUGUCGUGCAAAUAUCGGUGGGACAAAUUGUGACAGGUUGCGAGGCUCUGUCUAUUAUCCAUCAUUACAUCAUAUCGCUGCCGAAGUCGAAGAUGGGAAAACAGCAGAUAGAAAACCAGUUAAAUACGGAUUUGACUCGAAUAUCUUUCCUUCAUAUUCUUGGAGGGGUUAUGUCAACUUCUCUCCUGAAGAGACAACCGUUAUUCUGACAAUCAACAUACCUCGUCGUAGCCUGUAUCGUAUUUUCUUCCGUUGUAUAUUCGAACCAAUCGGUUCUCCAACAACUACUGAUGUUAGUUUCACUGUCAGUCCUGGCGAAGGUGUCUCUGGAUUUACGAGAAUCGUUACAAUGACCGUGUCUUCAACACGAAAUGUGAAUAGAGAACGCAGUUCAUUGCUGACAGUUUCCCAGAAUGAUGCUGUCCAAGAGUUUCUAAUGUUUGCUGGAGAAUGGUCGGUGACUGUGGAUUGUGAAAGCAAGUAUAUGUUGAUGGACUAUCUCGUCUUCAUGCCGGAGGAAUACUACACUGGUCGAAUACUGAAGACGAUACGAGUCGAUCCAUGUGUUGUUGAUGGUCCCAGGGAUACAAUCUGCGAUCGAUACAGUUAUCCGGAGGUUUCCGACGAACACGCGGUGAAACACGAAGCCGAGAAUGGAUACUUCGCUAGAGAAGCCUGGGGCACGGAUAAUAGACUCGAACUGAAGUAUUACAGCAGUAAUACUGUAUUAAAACAACUCAGUGGAACCCAGCUGGUGUUGAUGAAUAAUGAACAGAAUCGAUUUGCAAUCGACAUGAACAUCCCGAAGUCUGGCGACUAUGUUUUUGCCGUGCACUUCAUCAGUCAUGGCGAGAACUCAGAGAAGAUUGAUUUGUACGUGCAUCGUGAGCUUGGCUCUAUACACAUCUUUCCUUGUAAAUAUCAAUUUGGAUGCCGUCAAGUUGCCAUGAAGCCGGGGGUUAAAACAGUUAAACGGUUUGACCUUGAAAAAGGAAGAACUCCAUUGAACCUCUUCACUUCAAGAGAGGCUAGCAUUGCCGUAGAUUACAUAUCAGCCAUACCUUAUGAGUUGUGGCACCCAGAUUACAUCACUCCAGCAUUGGUUUGUAGAUCGCUACAGGACGAAUGCAUCUCGUCCAGCUACGCACAGCCGACCACGUUCGAGCAACAUCCUAUGAUAGCGCGAUCUGUCGACCCCUCUACGGGCUCCUCGACAAACGACGAGAGGGAUACCUUAGUCCGGUUUCGUAGUUUCUUUAACAAGAAGACGGACAAUUUCGUGGUUAUAAUUCAAUACCAACAAACUAAAGAUAUCGUGGUUAAUGGCAGAGUCUCCAUCACCACAUACACAACAACUCUCGAAGGAGUUGCUGAGUUUAAAUAUUGUCCAAAUACGGAGUUCUGUCGGAUUGUUGUUAAACCAACUGGAAAUGAAGGAAAUUUCAGGAUCAGACAAGGAACAACACUGAUUGAAGUUCGCUUUCCAGCCAAUCUGAGUGUCAAAGUUUCGUGGCUGUACAGGAUUCCCAGCACAAGUUACUCGGACAAUGUUCUGUCAUUUACACCGAUCGACAACUCCAAUACAUGGGUGGAGCAAUGUAGUCUUAACAACUUCGUCAUCGACCCAAGGGACCCGAGUUAUUGUAGAAACACGAGCUUUUCUUUGGUGACAAACUUUAACAACGGAGCGUUACCUUGUCGCUGCAGUUAUCCUGGUUCCAGCAGUCGAUAUUGCAAUCAAGUUCACGGGAAAUGCACAUGUCGGAGACCUAACAUCAUUGGUCGUCAAUGUACCCAGUGUCGCUCAGGAUAUUACGGAUUUCCAUAUUGUCGCCGGUGCACCUGUGAUCCUCGAGGUGUGGAUGCUACAAGCUGUGACAACCGUGGACGAUGUAAAUGCAAGCCAAAUUUCUCUGGCAUCAGUUGUAACCGCUGCAAGUCUUCCAAUUAUGAUUUCCCAACCUGCGCUGCGUGUGAUUGCGACAAUCACGGCUCUCUCAGUCAGUUUUGCUCUUCAACCUCGGGUCAGUGUCAAUGCAGGCGAGGUUAUGCCGGAAGGAAAUGUGAUAGAUGUCGCGUUGGAUUCUUUGGAUUUCCAGAUUGCAAGGAAUGCAACUGCCAUGUGUCUGGAAUCAAACCUAUUGAAGGACUAUUAUCCGGAUGCAACUCUUCCUUAGCCGUCAAAUGUGAAUGCAAAGACAACGUGAAUGGUAAAUAUUGUGAUACAUGCAAGGACUUCUAUUACAAUCUCCAGUUUAAUGAUCCGAAUGGUUGUCAAAGAUGUACUUGUAGCGAUCUGGGUACCAACAGCCAGUUAAAAAUCUGUAAUAAAGUAUCAGGACAGUGUUCCUGUAAGUCGCGGGUUAAUGAAAAGGAUUGUUCACGUUGUAAAGAUGGCUCGACCUUUUUGAGAGCGUACAAUAUCUUUGGCUGUAAAGGAUGCGAGUGCAAUUAUGGUGGAUCAAUUGACAACAUCUGUGACAAACAAAAUGGCGCGUGUUCAUGUAAGAGGAAUAUUAGUGGGACUAAAUGCGACAGUGUAAAAUCGGACGGUUUUUACGUGCAAGAUUUGCAUCACAUCCGUGCGGAGUUCGAGGAUGGCAGAAUAGAUUCAAAUCGACCACUCCGGAUACGUCAUAGUCAGAGCGAAUUUCCCGGAUUCUCUGGUAAAGGAUAUGUUCCCGUCUUGAGCGAACAGAGUUCAUUUGACAUUAUUGUGGAAAUUCCACGACCAACGAAGUACCGACUUUUGAUUCGUUAUAUUCUUGACUCACUCAAUGACGUAUUUGGUCAAGUGACGAUAUCUCCAACAGGUGAAGUCGAUCCAUUGCCUGGAGGAUACGAUAGCGUGCAGGUCGCUUCAGUUAUUUAUUCACCAACCUCGACAAGAACCGAGACGUUUUCGGAAUUUUUGACUGUUAAAAGGGGGGGAAAAGAGGCUGAAUUCUUCUUAAGUCGGGGGAAAUGGAGAAUAUCUUUGUUUGGAUCGCCGUCGAAAUUGCUGUUGGAUUACCUGGUUAUGAUUCCAGAGGAUUACUACAAGGCCACAUAUUUGCGGCAACGUGUUGAAAAACCAUGUUUAGUAGGAUCUACGGCUGAAUACUGUGUUGAUUAUAAAUAUUUAACAGUUGGCUCAGCUGAUGCGGUAACUAUUGCUGCUGAACUUGGUGUUUUUGCUGGUUCACGAGCCUUACUUCCAUAUGCUCCAUUUAAACGAUCAUCAGUUCUUAGUGUAAAUAGUCAGUUAACCCUACCGCUGCCAGUUCAAAAAUUAGGAUCUUACGUCUUGAUGGCGACGUAUUACCAGGAAGUAAAGACUGUUAGUGACAUAUUACUAAGCGUACGAUCAGGACAUAAGUAUCUGAAUUCAAGAAUGCGAACUUUUUACUGCAAAUACACAUUUGGUUGUCGACAGGUGGCGAUUGAUGAACAAAAUAAAGUUGUUGCAUUCGAGUUUUUUCCUAACAUAAUAAGCAAACUGACAAUUUCUCCGCUAAGCACAGUUGUUGCUGUGGAAUCCAUAACAAUCAUCCCCUAUGAGGAAUGGAACAUCGAAUACAUUUUGCCAUCAGAGCACUGUGUGAAAUCAUCAACUGGAUGUAUACCGACUACAUAUCAGAUCCACAGGAACGCAAUUAAAGUUGAAGCUGAAAAGAGGGGUCAGGGAAUGAAACCAAGUUUAGCAAUAGACGCAUCAGUGCGAGCAGCAUACCUGGUUGGUGAUGGGGUGUCACUGCGCGUGAAAAGCAGAAUACAAGCCAGCAGUUACAACCUUCUGGUGCACUACUACCAACCAUCACACGGCAAAUAUAAUGGUCGUAUUAUUGUCGAAAGUGGUGGGCGGUCUACUGCUCUGUAUCUGAAGUUUAAUCACUGUCCCAAUGUUGGUGGAUGCCGAGUGAUAGCUAGGGAUAAAAUUACUGAAACGAGUCGCUCGCUGUACAUCACUGGCGACGUGGAUAUCACCAUUUCCAUCACGCAGAAUAACGAAGUUUGGAUUGACUACAUCCUAUUUGUUCCAAGUCGUCAUUUUACCCGGGACAUGGAGAAACAACAGCCUGUGAGCUUGGCACAAAAAUUCGUUGCCGAAUGUGGGCAAAAUAAUUUCGUUAUCGAUAGUUCCUCCGAGUUUUGCAAACGGUCCGUUUUUACUAUGACGACGAUGUUUAAUGGCGGACUUUCGGCGUGUGAUUGCGAUCGGAGAGGUUCGACAUCGGUUGUAUGCGACAAAUUUGGCGGCCAAUGUCCGUGUAGACGAAAUGUCGUUGGACGAAAGUGCGAUAAAUGUGUAGCAGGGUACACAGGCUUCCCGAACUGCAGGCGCAGUUAAGGAUUUCGCAAACAACUCGUUUGGUCGUUUUCUUCUUUCUUUGUUACUUUUUUACUUAUAUCUGUUCUCUUUUCGAAACGGACGUGUCAAUGUAGAUAAACCAAAAUUUUUUUCCAAGAAAUACACUAUGUUUUAUUGCCGG
This is a messenger RNA of Dendronephthya gigantea, 6543 nucleotides long. Its product is annotated as laminin subunit alpha-3-like. Lineage: Eukaryota; Metazoa; Cnidaria; Anthozoa; Malacalcyonacea; Nephtheidae. The coding region runs from base 243 to 6401 and encodes 2052 amino acids. The record is from RefSeq and is a predicted model, not a curated record. The transcript is spliced from 32 exons.